GGAUGAGGAGGCUGCGCGCGUGUGGGUGGGUGUGUUUGAGCUAGAGCUGAAGGGGUGGGGAGGGUAACAAAAUAAGAAGAAAAAGAGAGAUAGAGAGGGAGAGUGGGAGUGAGCAUAGGUGUGCGCGCCCGUGUGGGUGUGUGCGUGUCAUCUAAUAGCGCCUCGGAGCGCAUUAUCUUCCCUGUCAUCUGCGCGGUUGGUGCUGCGCGCCGUGCCACGGAGACGGGUCCAGGAGAGAGGAUGCGUCGAUGCAGGCGGAUAUUCCCGGCAUUCGAGACUAAUUGGCGUGAAUCGUGUCACCACUGAGUGGCUAACACCAAAAAAACAGAAGAGGAGAGUGAAGAAGAAGAGGAGGAGGAGGAGGAGAGCCGCGCGCCGGAUUCCAAGGAAAUGACGGACUUAUAACAAAAAUUCAAAGGAGGAGAACGCACGGGUGGCGGGUCAAAGUUAGGCUUCAAGACAACUCCGACGCGCACGCUGACGCCGUGAUGGGACGCCACUUAGACAGAGAUGAUGAUGGACACUUUGGCACGGCGGCUCUAGUCCAGAAAUCCCCCCGUCUCCCGCAGGAGCGCUGCUGACUGAGCCCCCAGGUCGACGAUCAGUCAUUUGUUUUGAAGUGGCAGGAACCCCCCCCCCCCCCCCCCCCCCACCGCCUCUCCUAACCCCCCACCUCUCUUGAUUGGAACUGGAGUGAGAGAGGAUGGUGCGCGCAGCGAUUCCUGAGAGACCGGCGUGCGUACUCAUCACAUUCCCGUUAAGGAGUGCAUCUUAAAGAGCUUCGCUCUCCUUUGCCACUUCAUUCCGCUGCUUUGAGCCUGUCUGGGUGGCUUGAAAGAGCACCAAAAAAUAAAAAAAAGGAAAAAAGAAAAGAGAAAAAAAUUGGGGGAGGGGGUUGCUCAAAGGAAUAUUCGACCCAAGAGGGACGUCCGAAGAAAUUGCCGGAUCACCAAGCGGGACGAUGACCGUGAUUGACAGCCGGGCAAGCUGAGGAGGCCUGCCACUCAUCUUCCCAUCAGCUUGUCAGAGGGUUAUCUCUUUGUUGCCCCCACCCCCAUACCACCACCUUUUCCUCCGCCAUCCUCUUAUCUUCUCAGUGGACCAGUAACCUCGCUGUCUCUCAGAGUUACCUACCUUUUAGGAUAACUUGGAAGUGACAGGGAAAGCCAACAGCAGCCCGCUUGGAAAAACCGCCUUUUGCCUCACUUGAAGGGACAUGCCUCUUCACCUCAUUUAGGUGAAUAACAGGAAGAGCGAACUCUUAUUUGACCCCCCUGUCAGGAGGAGACGGCUCCAUUAGAGGGAGCUACGCAGGAACAGCCAUGCAUUUCCAGCUCGCGUUAACGCUGCAAGCGAUAUGGACCGCCGUUUGCCACGCAGCCAUGCAGCACUACCCCGCGGCUUGGGGCCACUACGACGUGUGCAAGUCCCAGGUUUACUCAGAAGACGGUCUAACCUGGGACUACAUGGCUUGCCAACCAGAGGCAGCGGACAUGACCCAGUACUUGAAGGUUAGCCUGGAUCCGCCCAACAUCACCUGUGGAGACCCUCCAGAGACCUACUGUGCACUGGAGAACCCUUACAUGUGCAACAACGAAUGCGAUGCCAGCACCGAGGAGCUUGCACACCCUCCAGAGCUCAUGUUCGACAUCGAGGGCCGCAACCCCACAACCUUCUGGCAGUCUUCCUCCUGGAAGAAGUACCCAAAGCCCCUUUUGGUCAACAUCACCCUAUCGUGGCACAAGACAAUCGAGUUGACCGACGACAUCGUCCUCACCUUUGAGUCGGGCCGGCCCGAGCAGAUGGUCUUGGAGAAGUCGCUCGAUUACGGCCGAACCUGGCAGCCCUACCAGUUUUACGCCACCGACUGCCUGGACGCCUUCACCAUGGAGCCCAAGACGGUGCAGGAUCUGACGCAACACACUCUGCUGGACAUCAUCUGCACCGAGGACUACUCGCGAGGCUACGUUUGGAAGUACGACAAAACCGUGCGCUUCGAGAUCAAAGACCGGUUCGCGCUCUUCGCUGGACCCCGUCUCCACAACAUGGCUUCGCUUUACGGACAGCUGGAUACAACCAAGAAGCUGAGGGACUUUUUCACCAUCACCGACCUGAGAAUCCGCCUGCUCCGCCCCGCCACGGGGGCCACCAUGGUGGACGAGAACAACCUGUCCAGAUACUUCUACGCCAUUUCCGACAUCAAAGUCCAUGGCAGGUGCAAGUGCAAUCUCCACGCCAACAGCUGUGUGUAUGACAAAGAGAAGCUGAGCUGCGAGUGCGAGCACAACACCACCGGGCCUGACUGCGGCCGCUGCAAGAUAAACUACCAAGGGCGAGCGUGGAGCGCCGGCUCCUACCUACCCAUCCCCAAAGGCACCGCUAAUAUCUGUAUUCCUAAUAGCAUCGGUCCCGUUAACUGCGAGUGCUUCGGCCAUUCCAACCGAUGCAGCUACAUCGAGGUGCUAAACACCGUCAUUUGCGUGAGCUGUAAGCACAACACUAGAGGCCAGCACUGCCAUCUUUGCAAGAUGGGCUACUACCGCAAUGUCUCAGCAGAACUGGACGAUGAAAAUGUGUGCAUAGAGUGUAAUUGUAAUCCCUUUGGCUCAGUCAGAGAUCACUGUAAUGGCACAGGAUUUUGUAUAUGUAAGGAGGGCACUACAGGGCCCAAGUGUCAGGAGUGUCUACCCGGCUAUUUGUGGGACAAUGGCUGCAAAUCCCCGGUGUGCGACGACGAGCUCCUGCGCUGCCAGAAUGGGGGUGUGUGCGUCAAUAAUGCCCGCUGCAACUGCCCCCCAGAGUACUCGGGCCUGCUGUGUGAAAAGAGCCGCUGCGACUCGGAGGCAGCGGGCUGCGGAAGCCGGGAGUCGGGCCAGCCGCCCCUGACACCCCCGUCCCCCUGUGGUUUGCUGACCCUGCUGCUGCUGGGCUCUGCGCUGCUGAGAGAGGCCCCCUGCUGGCCCGCCGCACUCUGAAGAGACCUGUUAGUGGGAGUGACGCUCCUCAUGCCGCCUCCACCUUACCCCUUCCUAUGCCCCCCCCCCUCCUUUCAAAUAACCAACAACCUUUAAAAAAAAUAAUAAUAACACCACCAUGAGUUCUCUGGACUGUGAUCUGCUCAGCUUUUCAGCUGCCGGCCUCCUCUGGCGCAGGCUGAGGAUGACGGGAAUGUGCCAGGGUGCAAAAACUUUCCAUUUAAGUUCAAAGAAUAUAUAGAAUUAAAAAAAACAUAUACUUCUAAAAGAAAAAAAUUAAAAAUAUGACAAACUGAGCAUUUGCCUGAAAAGACUAAACUGUGCAAAAACAAGUGACCCCCCCGUCCCACACACACCUCUACCACCAAACCCAGACACUUACCCCCCCUCUAAGCCAUACCAGGUACAUGAACUCCUUCCAGUUUGAGGAGGAAUUACUCCAGAUGACAGACUAGUUCACUUCCUUUUGCAUCGCCACGGCAACAACAGCUGCAGCCAAUCAGCACAGGCCAUGAGCUGACGGCGGCCCAGGAGCCCUGAGGGAUGCUUCUGCAACUUGCUGGACGACUGACGUUAAAAAAAAGACACCCAAAAAAACUUAAAACAAAAAAAAAAAGAACAACUUUCUCAAUCGGCCUCUGAGACAGAUAAGAAAAAAACUGUCUCUAAAAACAGAAAGAGGUGACGACGCAGGAGGAAUUCUUUGCUGUCAGUGCAUUGUGGAUAGAAGGAAAUCCGUCCAGAACGCCACGUUGUGACACAAAACCCCGCCCACUUUAAUCCCUCUCAAUCUUUGUGUCUCUUCUGUCACCCUCCCUUCCUGCACUGACCUGUGCUUUCGUGAACUCUGUAAGCCCCUGUUGGUUGAAAGAUUCUUUUGUCCGAUGUUAGUGAUGCACACGUGUAAGAAGCUCCUGACCCUCCCCUGCUUCCUCCUCCUCCAGCUUUUCUUUCUCUUCUUUUCUUUUCUUUUUUUUUUCCACCUUUGAGUCACCUCGCUCCCUUCGAUCAUGGCCAGAGGAUAGUUUUCACCUGAGCAGACGAGAAGAGCAUAGAAAAUCCAUCGCUGUAAUUGCAAUUUUUUUUUUUUGACAGCAAACCGGAAAAAGAACAAAAAAAACCCCCAGACAUAUAGUCUUUUUGUAUCUCUGAGAAGCUGUGAUGGAAGAAAAGAAAACAUUAAUGUAUCUAUUUAAGACCUCCAGAUGCUUGGGUUUCUGUUUUUCUUUGAACUCCUCUCAUUCGUUGCUUCAUUUACACAUUAUUUUUUGUUGUGCAGUGGAUUUUUCCUUUGUAUUGGCAACGUGCUGACAUCAAAGAAUAUCAGUUUACAUAUGCCGUAUUAAUAAAGUGUAUUCAAAUCCCACCAAAGGACAUUAUAAAUGUUUUGUUCUUGCUUUAACACUUUAUAUCUUAAGUGAAUAAAAGUCUGAAAGCCUAAAACGU
Molecule: messenger RNA, 4421 nt
Organism: Oryzias latipes (Japanese medaka)
Lineage: Eukaryota; Metazoa; Chordata; Actinopteri; Beloniformes; Adrianichthyidae
Gene: ntng1a
Product: netrin g1a
Biological process (GO): tissue development; animal organ morphogenesis; axonogenesis
Source: RefSeq, a predicted model, not a curated record